This is a messenger RNA of Cicer arietinum (chickpea), 3435 nucleotides long. RefSeq names its product B3 domain-containing transcription repressor VAL2. Lineage: Eukaryota; Viridiplantae; Streptophyta; Magnoliopsida; Fabales; Fabaceae. The record is from RefSeq and is a predicted model, not a curated record. Gene Ontology annotation, molecular function: DNA binding; zinc ion binding.
GUCAAUCGCACGCGUGACCCACGGUAAAGGUCUAGUAGCAAUUUACAACAACGAUGAUAAUGAUGUCAAUAAUAAUUAAAGUUUUUACCAAAAUAAUAAAAAACAACUAAAUGAAUUCUUAGAAGCAAGUGGGGAAGUUGGCCAAGUCUUGAAGUAUAAUCAUCUCAUCUAUCUCAUCGUGCAUGCAUUUUGGUGCCUCUUUUCUUUCUCCUUUCUUAUUAUUCUGCAUGCACACGCCUUCUCUCUUUCUAUCUCUGCUCCUCACUCUCUCUCUUUAUUCUUCUUUUCUCUCCGGUCACCGUCGAUUCAAUUCUCUCUCCACUUCUUCUCCUCCGGUUAGUUUCCAACGAUUCUUUCAAUUAAGACUCGCUUCUCCGCGCCGCUACGCAAAUGCAAAACUGAAACCACAGCAGUAUGCGCGCGGCCGCCUUAUCUAAAUAACCUCCGGCUAACGGGACUUUCCUCUCGAAAUUCCGGCGACGCAAGCUUCGUUGUUCGGUUUGAUUUUUUUGUUGUGGAAUUGAAGUUGAAAAUGGAGUCAAAGUGCUGCAUGAAUAUGACGUGUGCUACCUCUACGUCGAUUCGGUGGCGCAAAGGUUGGCUUCUUCGAUCCGGUGAAUUUGCCGAUCUAUGUGAUAAGUGCGGUGCUGCUUAUGAGCAAUCAGCAUUUUGUGAUAUGUUCCAUGCGAAUGAUUCUGGUUGGAGAGAGUGCACUUCUUGUGGCAAGCAUCUCCAUUGUGGAUGCGUUGCUUCAAGGUCGCAGCUUGAAAUACUUGAUACUGGUGGUGUCAGCUGUAUAACCUGUGCAAGUAAUUCAGGACUUCACCCUAUUGCUAGUACUGAAAAGGUUAAUGAAUCUGGGACAUCAAAGAUAAUAAAUGUCAGUGCGCAGCAGUCCAUAUCUCUGGCUAACCAAUUAAAUGUGAGGGAUAUGCAAGUAGGGAAUUAUGGAGAGAAUGACGGGCUAAGAUGCUGGCUCAAACCUCACAAAGUUGAUACAGAUGGGCCUUCUACAGUUAUCAAACCAGAAGUUUUACCCUCUGUUGGAGAAUUUGGAAGCACUUUGAUAUCGCAAUUUCAUCGAGAGUCAAAUGGAUCAUCUAGGACUGCGAACGCAGAGAACUGUAAGGCAGACGAUGUGCAAGAUAUAUAUGAAUCACUGGCACCUACAAAUUUGAGUAUGACUGUUGCUGCUCCUUUGGUAAAUUUGAAUCCCUUUCAUAACGUCCUUGUUGAUGAAAGGGAACAAAGCAAAGCAUCACCUUCACUUCUAUUGGGGUCUAGAUCUCGCCAUCUUUUACCUAAACCCCCUAGGCCAACUCUUUCUUCAGGUUUAGAAGCAAAUGCAGGCACAGUGUCCCAGAUUCGUAUAGCAAGGCCUCCUACUGAAGGACGGGGAAGUCCACGAUAUUGGCCUAGAAUUACAGAUCAAGAGUUGCAGCAAAUAUCAGGAGAUUCAAAUUCCACAAUCGUGCCACUCUUUGAAAAGAUGCUUAGUGCAAGUGAUGCUGGUCGAAUCGGCCGAUUGGUUCUACCAAAAGCAUGUGCUGAAGCAUAUUUCCCUCCUAUCUCUCAACCGGAGGGCCUUCCUUUGCGAAUACAAGAUGUGAAAGGAAAAGAAUGGAUGUUUCAAUUUAGAUUUUGGCCAAAUAAUAAUAGCAGGAUGUAUGUUUUAGAAGGUGUAACCCCUUGUAUUCAAUCAAUGCAACUGCAAGCUGGCGAUACUGUGACAUUUAGCCGUAUGGACCCUGAGGGGAAACUUAUAAUGGGGUUCAGGAAGGCAACAGAUUCUGCUUCAGUACAGGAAACUUUUCCGUCUAAAAUGCACAAUGGUUCUCAUUCAAGUGAAACUUCCUAUUCUGGUGUUUAUGUGAAUGUACCUAUAUUAAGUGGUUACUCUGGCCUUCUUCAGUCACAAAAGGGAUGUUCAGAAAACCACCUAAAUGCGCUGUCUAAUAGAUGGAACUCAGCUGGUGGUGACAUGGAUUGGCAUAAUGUAGAAAUGCCUCAAAGCAGGAAAAGAGAUGGAUUGUGUUUGCCACCCAUUCUGGUUCCCGAGAAGAAAAAAACUCGAAAUAUUGGGUCAAAAAGUAAGAGGUUGCUUAUUGAUAGCCAGGAUGCACUGGAGCUGAAACUUACUUGGGAAGAGGCUCAGGAUUUACUUUGUCCACCUCUAGCAGUUAAGCCAAGUGUUGUCAUGAUUGAGGAUCACCUAUUUGAAGAAUAUGAAGAACCUCCUGUCUUUGGAAAGAAGAGUAUAUUUGUGGUACGAUCAACUGGGAUAAAUGAGCAAUGGACACAGUGUGAUAGUUGCUUAAAAUGGCGGAAGUUACCAGUUGAUGUACUUAUUCCCCCUAAUUGGACAUGUAUGGAGAAUUUAUGGGAUCAAAGCAGCAGGUGUUCAUGUGCUGCUCCCAAUGAAUUGAACCCAAGGGAACUGGAUAAUCUUUUGAGAAUGAACAAGGAGUUCAAGAAACAAAGACUAGCAGCAGCUAGCCAGAGGUCAGCACUGGAACGUGAAUCUUCUGGUCUUGAUGCUUUGUCAAAUGCUGCAAUAGUUGGAGAUGAUGCAAGUGACUCUGGCAGGACCCCAGUUGUGACCACCACAAGACAUCCUCGUCAUAGACCCGGGUGCUCCUGCAUCGUUUGUAUCCAGCCACCAAGUGGAAAGGGCAAACACAAACCUACAUGCACCUGUAACGUGUGCAUGACAGUUAAACGUCGGUUUAAAACCCUGAUGAUGCGAAAGAAGAAACGUCAAUCUGAGAGGGAAGCUGAGAUUGCUCAGAAAAAUAUGCUAUCAUGGAGGACCAAAGAUGAAUCAGAAGGAGACAGCACCUCUCGACAUUUAACUCCAGUUGGUGGUUCGGAGAAUCAAGCAACAGUGCUAAAUGAGUUGGAUUCAAGGAGUCAAGACCAUGUGUCUGAAGCAGCUAAGGGACAAUUAGACCUGAAUUGCCAACCAGACCGAGAAGUCAUGCAAUCUGGGCAAAACACUCUGAGCAUGAUGACUCUUCUUGAAGAAGCAAUUCUCCCCCUGGAGACAUACUUGAAGCAAAAUGGUCUUUCUAGCUUGAUAUCAGAGCAGCAAACAAAUUCAGAUACAAAUGUGCAGGCACAGACAACCAAUGAGAGUGAGGGUAGACAAAAUGAAGACUGCCAUACUGCUUCUGCAGUUCAUGAACAGGAAGGCAGUCCUAAAGAGAACAGUGGGCAAGAAAGAGACCAAAACAAUUCUCUUUCAUGAAGCCGUGCCGCCUUCAUUUUAUUUUUUCGCUUUUCUUUACUCUGAAAUCAUCAUACAAGAAUUCUUGCGUAAGUUAUAAUGCUACAUGAGGUUUGAUUGGGAUGUCUAUAUUGUUUUUUAUUGUCUUUUUCUGUCCUAACUGUGAAUUUUCCCCCUAUACAUAUAUCUUUAUUAUUAUAUAUAAAAAA